Molecule: messenger RNA, 5344 nt
Organism: Mucor mucedo
Lineage: Eukaryota; Fungi; Mucoromycota; Mucoromycetes; Mucorales; Mucoraceae
Product: exoribonuclease 1
Exons: 11
Coding region: 35-5326 (1763 amino acids)
Biological process (GO): nuclear-transcribed mRNA catabolic process; rRNA catabolic process
Cellular component (GO): nucleus
Molecular function (GO): oxidoreductase activity, acting on the aldehyde or oxo group of donors, NAD or NADP as acceptor; 5'-3' RNA exonuclease activity; RNA binding
Source: RefSeq, a predicted model, not a curated record
UUAUCUAUCCCCUCUCUUUCUCUCUUAUCAAACCAUGUCUCCUAUUCAAGUUAUAUCUCCCACGGACCAAAAGCUGUUAUUCGAGAUACCUACUCUAUCUCAAGAUGAAGUUGACCAUGCCGUAGACAGCUCUGUCAAGGCCUUUGCCAGCUGGAAAAAAGUCCCUGUCGCAAAGCGCGUUGAAAUCAUGGAAAAGUUCUGUAUUCUAUUCGAACAAAAAAAAGAUAAGAUAGCUUCAUCUAUUACAUCCCAAAUGGGUAGACCUAUUCGCUAUGGCCAUGGCGAAGUCAAGGGCGUGCUAGAAAGAGCAAACUAUAUGAUUUCUGUCGCAGAGGAAAGCUUGAAAGACAAUAUCAUUGAGCACGUACCUGGAGUAGUUAAGCGUUAUCAGCGUAAAGAACCUUUGGGUCCCGUUUUCUUGAUCGCAGCUUGGAACUACCCGUAUCUUACUACGGUAAAUAAUAUUAUUCCUGCCCUUUUGGCCGGUAACACCGUUUUGCUGAAACAGUCUCCGCAAACACCUCAAUGUGCUGAUAUUUUUGUUGAAACACUUCGUGAAGCUGGCGUACCUCAUGAUGUAAUUCAAGCUAUUCAUGUCCAAGAUAAGGAAGCUAAUUAUCUUGUACAACACCCAAAAAUCCAAUUCGUUAAUUUCACUGGUAGCGUUGCUGUCGGAAAGAAGAUCAGACAAGCUAUCGGCGAUAGUCAACAUCUCAUAGGAUCUGGCAUGGAACUGGGUGGUAAAGAUCCUGCUUACGUUUUACCUGAUACCGAUAUAGAUUACGCCGUGGAGAGUAUUAUUGACGGUGCCUUUUUUAACUCCGGUCAAUGUUGUUGCUCGAUCGAACGUUGUUAUGUAGAUGAAAGUAUCUACGACACCUUUGUAGAAAAGGCCGUUGCCCUAGCCAAGACCUAUAUCCUUGGUGACCCCAACAAUCAAGAAACUACAUUAGGUCCUAUGGCCAAUAUAAAAUUCGCGAGCAACGUAAGAAGUCAAAUAGCAGAUGCAGUAAAAAAAGGCGCCAAACCUUUGAUCGAUACAGAGAAUGUCUUUCCUAACGAUAAGGCUGGUACUGCGUACGUAAGCCCCCAGAUCUUAAUCAAUGUUGAUCACUCUAUGCUUGUCAUGAAGGAAGAGACUUUUGGGCCUGUUCUUGGUAUCAUGAAAGUUUCUUCGGAUGAAGAAGCAAUCAAGCUUAUGAAUGAUUCCAAUUACGGAUUGACUGCUAGUAUUUGGACAGCUAGCGAGGAAAAAGCAACAGAGAUCGGUGAUCAAAUAGAAACUGGUACUUGGUUUAUGAACCGUUGUGAUUACAUCGACCCUGCGUUAGCUUGGGUAGGUACCAAAGAAAGUGGAUUGGGUUUCUCCAUGAGUAGACAAGGUUAUAGCCAAUUUACGAGUGAACGUUAUCCUAUGUGCUCUCAGUUAAUUACUGACAACGGCAUCCCUGAAUUCGAUAAUCUAUACCUGGACAUGAAUGGUAUUAUCCAUAAUUGUUCUCAUAACAACAACGAUAAUGCCCAUUUCAGAAUCACGGAAGAGCAAAUCUGGAUUGGUGUAUUCAACUAUAUAGAUCACUUGUUUUCCAAAAUCAAGCCUAAAAAAUUCUUUUUCCUUGCCAUUGAUGGUGUUGCACCUAGAGCCAAAAUGAAUCAACAACGUUCGCGUCGUUUUCGUACCGCAAGAGAGGCCGAUGACAUUAAGCAAAAGGCUAUCGAGAAGGGUGAAGAAUUACCAGAAGAAGACGCAUUUGAUUCGAAUUGUAUCACUCCCGGUACCGAUUUCAUGAAGAAAUUAACUGCGGAACUUCGUUAUUUUAUCUCCAAGAAGGUGUCAGAGGAUGCAAAUUGGAGAGGUGUUGAAAUUGUACUGUCAGGUCCUGAGGUACCUGGAGAGGGUGAGCACAAGAUUAUGGAAUAUAUUCGUCUCGCAAAGGCUCAGCCAAACUAUGACCCCAACGUGAGACAUUGUCUUUAUGGUCUUGAUGCCGAUCUUGUCAUGUUGGGUUUGUUAAGUCAUGACCCUCAUUUCGCUUUAUUACGUGAAGAAGUCACUUUUGGAAAAACUAAUAACAAGAAACAAAAGAGCUUGGAUACUCAAAACUUUUACCUCAUGCAUUUGUCAUUAAUGAGAGAAUACUUGGACAUGGAAUUCCAAUCUAUUAGUGAUUCCCUUAGUUUUCCUUAUGAUCCUGAGCGUGUUCUCGAUGAUUUUAUUUUAUUAGCGCUCUUCGUCGGUAACGAUUUCUUACCCAAUUUACCCAACAUUCAUAUUAGUGAAGGAGCUUUGAGUCUGAUGUUUAGAAUUUACAAGGAAAUUUUACCUACCUGCGAAGGUUAUCUUCAAGACGGCGGAAGAGUCGAUAUGGCCAGACUUCAAAAGAUCUUGAACGAAAUUUCUCAGGUGGUUGAAAAGGAGGCUUUUGAAGCCGAAGGUAUGGACAAUCUGUAUAUCUCUGGUAAAGGACCCAAUGGUCAAAAUGACCGUCAGUUAUUACACCAAUUGGAAAAGAAGAAGGCCAAGGACGGCAAAUUAGUUAUCACUGAAAUGCAAGAAACGAUUUUCCGCCAAGUAUCGAAUUAUCUUUUAAACGAGAGAACCGGUAAUGGAACAACACUCGAAUUUGAUUUUCCUUUUAAAGGCCGGGAUCGUAAGUUUGUUGAAAAACUUGCCAAGGACUUGAACAUGACUUGUAAUAUUGUUUCCAACCCUGAUAAAACCACCGAUGUGGAACUCAUGUUCGAUUAUGAUAUUGAUUCUGAAGAUUCAGUCGAUGAGGAAGCUAUCGCUGCUCGUGACCGUGUGUUAAAGAAAUACCAAGAAGCCGAAGUUAUUUCUGAGACUAUUAACCGCGAAGAUGUUGAACGUGAAGAAAAGGAGAGAUUUGAAGUUGGUUUAAAACAAUGGAAAGCUGAUUAUUACAAGGAAAAGAUGGAUAUCGACAUUGAUAAUAAGGAACAAAUGGAUGAUCUCGUGGGUUCUUAUAUUAUUGGUAUUCAGUGGGUACUCCAAUACUAUUACAACGGUGUUGCUUCAUGGGGUUGGUAUUAUCCAUACCAUUAUGCCCCCAAAAUUUCCGAUCUUGUAAACAUUGAACGUUUCCAAGAUCAUGAUUUUAAUCUCGGCCAACCUUUCAAACCUUAUGAACAAUUGAUGGGUGUCUUGCCAAGUUUAAGUAGAAAACUUUUACCUGUUGCUUACCAAGACUUAAUGACAGAUAUCACAUCUCCCAUUAUUGACUUUUAUCCUCGUGACUUUGAUACCGAUAUGAACGGAAAGAAGCAAGACUGGGAAGCUAUUGUCAAGAUUCCCUUCAUCAAUGAAAAACGUCUAUUAGAGGCCAUGUUGAACAGAGAACAACGAUUAACAAAGACUGAACGUGAUAUGGCUCGUGAAGGCGAUAGUUAUCGAUUCUCUUAUGACGAAGAAUUAGCAAAGAAGGAUCCUGAAGAUUUACCUGUUUAUCCUAGUCCUUUACCUGGUGUUUUCCCCGAUAUUCAUCACUGUUUAGUUCGUGAAGAAAUUUACCAUUUGCCUAGCUUAAAGGAAGCUGGUUUGACCUUGAGAAAGGGUCUUCUUCCUGGAGUCAAGGUUGGAAAGGAUGCCCUUGCUGGUUUUCCUUCGCUCCAAACUAUUCCAUAUACCUAUGAAAUCAAACACCACGGUGUGCAUGUUUUCCAGCAAGAUAGUCGCAAUGAGUCUGUUAUAAUCUCCAUUAAGAACAAAUACAAGCACGCAGAUAUGGAAGAAAUUGCCAAGCUUUUCCUUUACAGAAGUAUCUAUGUUCAUUAUCCUUAUUUGCAAGAAGCUGUAGUGAUUGGUGUAUCCAAUGCCGAAAAGAAAUACUACGUGACUUUCAAUAACGGUAAGAAGCAAAUUUUGGAACAUUUCUGGGAUGAUAAGGAAAGAGAAAGUUGGGAAUCCCGUAUGGGUCGUGCCGAAUAUAUGCCAAGCAAACGUUUCGGUCUUAUUGUGGGAGAAAUUGAAGUUGGGUUCCAUGUAUGCGUCUUGAAUGGUAUGCAUCAAACUGAAGAAGGUGCACUUGUCAAGGAAUUUGUGAACCCUAGCCUUGAAGAUCUCGUACCCAUUCAAAUGGUUGUGAUUAAGGUCAACAAUCCUGACCCUCGUUUCAUCGAGAGACCUCCUCUUCCAGUUGAACAAGAUUUCCCUGUCAGAUCCAACGUCUUUUUUUUGGGUAAUAAAUUUUUGGGUGCUCAAGCAACCGUCGUUGGUCAUACCAAUGGAAAUGUCGAUAUCGAAAUGACCGUACCUGUCGAUGAAAAAUACCAGAGUGAACCUGAAUUUGGUCAUGAAAUUGCACGUAAACAAGAACAUGACAUUCAUUACGAGUCUGCACAAAACAUUGCUCGUGAAGUGAACAUCUCUCCUUUGGCGCUUUCCAAAUUAACUUCUGCCUUAACCGUCACCGAGAAAUCAAACUCUCGUGUCAAUGUUGGUUUGAAUUUGAAGUUUGAUAGUCGCGGUGAAAAGGUAUUGGGCUAUACUCGUAAGCAUCCUGGUGGCUAUUGGGAGUAUUCUCAAGCGGCAGUCGCUCUUAUACGUGAGUAUGUCGAAAAGUUCCCUGAAUUCAUUCGACUUCUCCAAAAUCAAAAGGGUGGUGGCAUGUUGAGUAUUUCCGAUUUUGGUUGGACAAACGAGGGAUCCAAGGUGCUCCGCGCUAUGAAAGAGUGGAUUAACACCAAAAAGAUUGAUAGCUUCACAAGAGCUAGUUUUGAAACAGAGGAAUUAGAAAAGCCAUAUGUUGAAGCUAUUGAGAAGGCUGCUGUUCAAUAUCAUGAAGAUUACGAAAACUUUGACGUUAAAAAGGUUGUCAUUCGUGGUGUACCUCGUAAGGUUUUAUUGAAGCCUAAAGAUGCACCUGUCAGAUUAAAUUACCAGACCUUUUCAUUGGGUGAUCGUAUAAUUUAUGUUUGUGAUACUGGAUCUGUGCCUCUUGGAAAUAAGGGUACAGUUGUCAGCGUGCAAGAUAAGGUGAUUGAUGUUGUAUUCGACACCACUUUUAUGAGCGGGACCACUCUUGGUGGAAGAUGUUCUGAAUUCCGUGGUAUUACGCUUCCUUAUUCUAAUGUUAUUAAUAUCAGCAACCCCUCUCACCAAAACACCUCCAGAGAAAACUCUAACUCAUCACGUGCCAAUAACAAUGGCAAUAACGGCCAUAAUAACAAUAAUGGCAAUAGUUUUAACAAUAACAACGGUGGAGGUGGAUAUGAUUCCCGUGGAGGUCGCGGCGGUCGUGGCGGUCGAGGCAGAGGACGUGGUGGCAGAGGUCGUGGACGCGGGGGAAGUUCUGAUAACCGUUUUUAAAACAAAACUGAUUGCAUU